AUGUUACUGAAGUUGGAGGAGAAAGCCAACCUGACACUGGCUGUGCGGACACUCCCCCUUCUACCCCAUGUCACCUUCAUCUGUCCUGGGAGAAUGUGCCAGGUGGCUGGCUGGGGAAGAACAGGUGUGAAGGAACCAGCCUCCAGCACUCUGCAAGAGGUGAAGCUGAGACUCAUGGAGCCCCGGGCCUGUAGCCACUUCCCUGCUUUUGACCACAAUCUCCAGCUGUGUGUGGGCAAUCCCCAGAGCACAAAAUCUGCUUUUAAGGGAGACUCAGGGGGCCCUCUUCUGUGUGCUGGGGUGGCCCAGGGCAUUGUCUCCUAUGGACUGUCCAAUGCAAAGCCCCCUGCCAUCUUCACCCGGAUCUCCCCUUACUGGCCCUGGAUCGAUGAGGUCCUGAAAGAGAAUUAACCUGGAACCUG
Molecule: messenger RNA, 422 nt
Organism: Capra hircus (goat)
Lineage: Eukaryota; Metazoa; Chordata; Mammalia; Artiodactyla; Bovidae
Product: mast cell protease 2-like
Exons: 3
Coding region: 1-411 (136 amino acids)
Biological process (GO): proteolysis
Cellular component (GO): cytoplasm; intracellular membrane-bounded organelle
Molecular function (GO): serine-type endopeptidase activity
Source: RefSeq, a predicted model, not a curated record